AUGUGCAGAAGCCUGGCUGAUAAACUCCUGCAAACUGUGGGUACAGUGGGCACAGUGGUCAGUGCUCACUGCCUGCACCAGGGCAUGAAGCUCAGUACGAACCCGGCAGCUCAUCCUGCAGAGCAGAUCUGCAGAGUUCUGGCCCGAGGGAAGCCUGAUUCCAUCGCCUUCUUGUUGGCAGGAGAGGGGGCGUGUGGUUCCUGCAUACAGACACAUACCCCAGGUUUGAGAUUGGCCAACUCUGCGAAUGAGGCAGUGAGCAGGGGCGACUCCAGCUUUUUUGCCUCCCCAAGCACGGCAGGCAGGUGGCCUUCGGCGGCACGUCUGCGGGAGGUCCCCGGUCCCGUGGAUUUGGCGGCACACCUGCGGGAGGUCCCCGGUCCCGUGGAUUUGGCGGCACGCCUGCGGGAGGUCCCCGGUCCCGUGGAUUUGGCGGCACGCCUGCGGGAGGUCCCCGGUCCCGUGGAUUUGGCGGCACGCCUGCGGGAGGUCCCCGGUCCCGUGGAUUUGGCGGCACGCCUGCGGGAGGUCCCCGGUCCCGUGGAUUUGGCGGCACGCCUGCGGGAGGUCCCCGGUCCCGUGGAUUUGGCGGCACGCCUGCGGGAGGUCCCCGGUCCCGUGGAUUUGGCGGCACGCCUGCGGGAGGUCCCCGGUCCCGUGGAUUUGGCGGCACGCCUGCGGGAGGUCCCCGGUCCCGUGGAUUUGGCGGCACGCCUGCGGGAGGUCCCCGGUCCCGUGGAUUUGGCGGCACGCCUGCGGGAGGUCCCCGGUCCCGUGGAUUUGGCGGCACGCCUGCGGGAGGUCCCCGGUCCCGUGGAUUUGGCGGCACGCCUGCGGGAGGUCCCCGGUCCCGUGGAUUUGGCGGCACGCCUGCGGGAGGUCCCCGGUCCCGUGGAUUUGGCGGCACGCCUGCGGGAGGUCCCCGGUCCCGUGGAUUUGGCGGCACGCCUGCGGGAGGUCCCCGGUCCCGUGGAUUUGGCGGCACGCCUGCGGGAGGUCCCCGGUCCCGUGGAUUUGGCGGCACGCCUGCGGGAGGUCCCCGGUCCCGUGGAUUUGGCGGCACGCCUGCGGGAGGUCCCCGGUCCCGUGGAUUUGGCGGCACGCCUGCGGGAGGUCCCCGGUCCCGUGGAUUUGGCGGCAUGCCUGCGGGAGGUCCCCGGUCCCGUGGAUUUGGCGGCAUGCCUGCGGGAGGUCCCCGGUCCCGUGGAUUUGGCGGCAUGCCUGCGGGAGGUCCCCGGUCCCGUGGAUUGGGAGGCAUGCCUGCGGGAGGUCCCCGGUCCCGUGGAUUGGGAGGCAUGCCUGCGGGAGGUCCCCGGUCCCGUGGAUUUGGCGGCAUGUCUGCGGGAGAUCCGCCAGUCCCGCAGCUUCAGCGUACCCGCCGCCGAAUCCGCGGGACCGGCGGACCUCCCGCAGGCAUGCCGCCGAAAGCAGCCUGACUGCCGCCCUCACAGCGACCGGCAGGCCUCCCCACGCAGCUUGCCGCCCCAGGAGUGCUUUCCUGCCGACAAUGCAAAUGCCGCUCGUUGGGGGGUAGAAGUUUUUUGUUGGCAGGAGAGCCGACAAACAGUGGCUCCACUGCGCGUGUGUCAACACAGCCCUGUCGCUAAAAGCUGUGUAGUGUCGACGUAG
Malaclemys terrapin pileata is the source of this 1629-nucleotide messenger RNA. RefSeq lists its product as uncharacterized. The transcript is spliced from 3 exons. NCBI's taxonomy places the organism in Eukaryota, Metazoa, Chordata, Testudines, Emydidae. Bases 1 to 1629 code for a protein of 542 amino acids. The record is from RefSeq and is a predicted model, not a curated record.